This is a messenger RNA of Esox lucius (northern pike), 2272 nucleotides long. RefSeq names its product dual specificity phosphatase 14 (gene dusp14). Bases 448 to 1071 code for a protein of 207 amino acids. Gene Ontology annotation, biological process: protein dephosphorylation. Gene Ontology annotation, molecular function: MAP kinase tyrosine/serine/threonine phosphatase activity. The record is from RefSeq and is a predicted model, not a curated record. Lineage: Eukaryota; Metazoa; Chordata; Actinopteri; Esociformes; Esocidae. The transcript has 3 exons. Gene Ontology annotation, cellular component: cytoplasm.
UAUUUUCCUUAGCUACACAGUUGCUGCGUGAGCGUUGGAAAAGCAGUUUGAAGCCCCUUCAUGCACGGAGUUCUCUCUACUGCCUCUGACAUUUUAGUGAUAUUGUUACGUACUUACUCAUUAAUAUUGUAUUCGUACAAAACUACGUUUGUGUGAUUUAUCUUCUUUACCUGAUGUUCAGAGUUUGACUCAUCAGAUCUGCAACCGCAUGCUUGAAGUGGUGCGAGAUACACGCUUGGAAAAUCCUCUGGCAAAGUAAAGUGGUUUGAAAACUGAGCUUUAGGGAACAGCCACGUUGAGGUGGAGAAGGAAACCAAGGGAAUAACCAUGUUGACAGGUAAAUCUCCGGCUGUCUGGGUCUGCUGUUACAACAUGUCCUCAGGCUUCUGAAGACCUCGCGAUCCUUCCUGCUCUCUAAGUAUCUCUCCUCUUCUAGACUAUUCUCCAAUGGGUUCCCGCAGUCAAGGCAGCUUUUUCCACCACCACCGCAGUUCGAUGGUGCCUACAGCUGUGCCCAGGCUGCUUCAGGAGAGCAGCAGUCUGCUUGGGGGCAUCGCCCAGAUCACCCCCACCCUCUUCCUGAGCCGCGGCAACGUGGCGUCUAACCGCAGCCUGCUGCUGUCCAAGGGCAUCACCUGCGUGGUCAACGCCACCAUAGAAUUGCCCAACUUCAACUGGCCCAACGUGGAGUAUGUGAAGGUCCCCCUGGCAGACAUGCCCCACUCGCCCCUCUCCCUGUACUUCGACAGUAUAGCCGAUAAGAUCCACAGUGUGGGGAGGAAGCGGGGGGCCGUGUUGGUGCACUGUGCCGCCGGGGUGAGCCGCUCAGCCUCCCUGUGCCUGGCCUACCUGAUGAAGUAUCACCGCGUGUCCCUGGCCGAGGCCCACGCCUGGGUCAAGGCCCGGCGGCCCGUCAUCCGCCCCAACGGGGGCUUCUGGCGUCAGCUCAUCGACUACGAGAGGAAGCUCUUCGGCAGAAACUCUGUGAAAAUGGUCCAGACGCCCUACGGCGUGAUACCUGACGUCUAUGAGCGGGAGCGCAGGAACCUGGCACCCUACUGGGGCCUUUAGAGGAUGGCUGGGCCCUCGCUAUGGGGGAGGCCCGGAGACUCUGAGGGGAGUGAGCAGGGUGGAUGGCAGACUCUUUUCCCCUCCAGUUCUCCAUGGAGGCCAGUUCAUGCAUGUUCCCCCAGCCAGAGAUGCAGAAUGCAGACGGUGCGUGUGAAUGUCUUUGUGACGUUUAAUUAAUAAAUGCUGGUGCCUUGGGAUGGAGUCGAAGUAGUCAGUAUACUGCAGACUGGAUACUGGAGUGAUGCUACACUGCACCGCAUCCAAGCCUAGUUCAGAGUCCUCAGGACCAAAGGGGUGACCGAACCACAACCAACGAAGACUGAACGGGGCUGCGACGCUCCUGAAUGUCUGCUGGCUCAACUCCCCCUGACUCAACAGAACUGGAGCAUUCUGGGCAGGUGUAGGCGGUGCUUGAGACUCAGCAAUUCUGACAGGCAGCGGUGUGACUCACUGAAGUCCUUUCCCGAUGUAGUGUCAUGUGAUGGUAUUGUGGCAGUAUUGCUGUUGUCUUAAAUGUGAGAACCAAGCAGCUGUUCUGAUCUUCAUUUAUGGUAGCAUUUAAAAUUCUUAACUGCACAGAAUAAUUUUUUUUAACAUUAAUGAGGCUCUUAAAAUCAAUAAAAUGUAAAGAUAUGGUGCACAAGUAAAGUGUUAGUUUACACACAUUUAAAGAAUUCUGAGGCUUAAUUUCUAAUGUAAAAUCCCUUAUUAUUGAGGGAUGAUUGUGCAGCUGUAAAAUAACUAAAUAUUUCUGAGGGGCCUGAGGGAUGUGGUAAAAUACCAAUGCACCGCAGCUAAGGACUGUUCUGAAGCACUACACCACGUCAAUUGACAGGAUACAGCACUUUGCCAUUCUGUAUCGGUCAUAUACCAAUAACCCAUGAAGUACCUUAUUGCUACUAUAAACUUCUAAUGUGAUUAUGGCAGUACACAAGAACUGUUGUCAUACCCUUGGCAAAUUUAAGCUAUAAGGCACUAGAGAAUGGCUAAGGGCUGUUCUUAGGCACAAUGCAAUGUGAACUGCAUUGAUACAACCCUUAGCCAUUACACAGUACACUGGCAAUAACACAAUGUUGAGUUUCUUUAUUGCGAUCAUGAACUGGUUACUAAUGCAAUUAGAACUGUUAAAAUUAAUUAAAAAAACACCUGUGAUAUACACUCACCUAAAGGAUUAUUAGGAACACCAUACUAAUAAUGUGUU